Molecule: messenger RNA, 530 nt
Organism: Rubroshorea leprosula
Lineage: Eukaryota; Viridiplantae; Streptophyta; Magnoliopsida; Malvales; Dipterocarpaceae
Source: the annotation of a GenBank genome assembly
GUUUUAACGAAAGAAAAGACUUUUUUUUCCUUUUUUAAUAUGUGGGCCUGUUAUCUUCUUCCUUUUACCGUACUUCUCUAUGAGAAAUUAAAAGAAUUAAUGCCGGAAGCGGACGCAUCCGAAGGAUGUGGGUUGCAAAAUUGCAAUUGUAUCGCCUGUGAGGGGCUGAGCGAUGACGCAUCUGGUCAGGACGCCCACUCUCUUGACAUCGCCAACGAAAAUCUUUUUCUCGUUCUUGGGUGGUCUGAUCUGGAUGAACGCAAGUUGAAGAUCCGCCCCAACCUGUCGUCUAGUUGCUGGAUUUUGACGAGAUUAGGGUAGCGGCUGUCGGCACAUAUUCUUUGGCUGGUGAUCUGAUUCAUAGACAGCUAUAUGAUGUAGUGCGCAAGGAAAUAUGGUACCGACCUGACAUGUACUUUUACAGGGACAUGCUAGUGAUGCUUGCUAGAAACAGAAAGGUAGAUGAAGCAAAGCUGGUUUGGCAAGAUUUGAAGAGAGAGGAAGUUUUGUUUGAUCAGCAUACCUUUGGA